This is a messenger RNA of Juglans microcarpa x Juglans regia, 604 nucleotides long. RefSeq lists its product as uncharacterized. Bases 104 to 556 code for a protein of 150 amino acids. Lineage: Eukaryota; Viridiplantae; Streptophyta; Magnoliopsida; Fagales; Juglandaceae. The transcript is spliced from 2 exons. The record is from RefSeq and is a predicted model, not a curated record.
AUCUAGUUGAUCAUAAAGAUGCAAUAAACCAUUCAUCCAGUCGUUGCAUUUUAUCAACAAAAACAUUAUUAGUACUUGCCUUCGAACAAUCUCUUGAUCACAAAUGGACGCUUCUUUUGCCAAUAAGGCCAUGAUCUUCCUAAUUUGGCUUAUAGCUCUGAUCACUUUUUUCCCAUCUGCUUGGGUUGAAGCUGGAUGCAGCGAAGAACAGAACAGAGCUCUGUUGGAGAUCAGAAACUCUACACAUGGUCUACCAUUCGCCGAUUUUGACGGGAGUCGUGAUUGUUGUUCGACAUCUAAUAUCGUGUGUGACGAUGAUGGGAAAGUAAACAUAAUCUUUAUGCAAGACGACUACGUGAAGCCGCCGUCAAUAUUCAAAUGGUAUCCGAAUGUGACUUUGUUCACCUUAUUCAAUGAACUGGAGUUUCUUGACCUUAGCAGCAUGACCAUUGGAGGAGAGCUUCAAGCUUUUUGUGAACUGAAGCGAUUAAAACAUCUCAGUAUGUUGGACCUUAGGAAUAAUACAUUGGAAGGCAAAUAUUCCAUCUUGUCUUGAGAGGUUUGAAAACCUUGAAUAUCUUGAUCUAUCGGAUAAUCGCUUGCA